AUGGCUCUUGGUGUGCUCGGCAACUAUCGAAUUCUCGCCAAUUAUUUGUAUCGGCUCGCCGACGAGUUCACACCCGACACCACACCGCUUCACGCCAACAAUUGCAAGUGCACCAUUGCCGAUCGACUUUGGUGCGACUAUUUUGGAAUGGGGACGUGCAUCAGCAAGGAGGCACGUGCUCGUCGACGGGAGCGUCGGCGGAUCAUCAAACAGAGAUUACGCGACGCGCGAUCAACCGGCGGCCGAGGUGAUCCGAACUCGACGUCUCGACACACGAAUCAGCGGUCGAGGUCCGACGCGACGCAGGACAUUCGCGACGACAUCAAGGCGCUGAUUCUCGAGACACUCGAAGUCAUUCGGACAUUGGUCAACAACGAGCAGGAGCCGCCACAAUCGCUAUUGAAGCUCAAUUUCAUUGCCGAUGAGGAGAAGGGAUGGAUAAUGGUCGUCAAGGCGUUGAUUCAUACGAUUCCCGACAAUGAUCCGCUGGGUCCGGCGGUCAUCUCAUUGUUCCUCGACGAGUGCCCGCUGCCGAGCAAAGAGUCGGUGCAGAGUCUGCUGGUCUCGUUGCGAUUGUCGGCCGAUUUCGUCGACGCGACACUUUUGCCGCCGGCGUGGCACAAAAACAUGUGCAUCGUGUUGGGGAGUCUCGCCGAGAAGAUGGCCGGCACCGCCGCCGUCGCCAUGUUCAACGACAACAUUCGCGGCUAUCUGAUGCGGAUGAUCGUCUACGGACUGCUCUACAAUCCGCCGGCCUAUCCGAAAGCUUUGAAAGAGCGAAACACGCACGCGGUUCGCAUGUUCGCGUUGUUGGCGUUGGAGAAGUUCGCGCAAACGCGCGAAAACCAAAUCACAAUUUGCAAAAUGCUCACCAAAAUGCCCGUCCAUCCGCUAAUUAGAAUGGAAGAAUAUUUGAGGAGCGAGAAUCUCGAGCGGUAUUGGUUCGCGAAACAGGAGGGAUUCUGCGCGCAAUGGGCCCUCGACAACAUUUUUGUCACCGAAGGCCGCCCGUAUUCGUACGAGACGUGCGACACGUCGAAAAUCAACGCGAUGUUGAAUCACGAGGACGUCAGCGAAUAUCUGAAAAUCGGGCCCGAUGGAUUGGAGGCGCGUUGCGACGUCUCGUCGUUCGAAUCGGUCCGGUGCACGUUCGAGGUCAUCGACGGCGUCUGGUACUACGAGGCGACGGUGCUGACGUCGGGCGUCAUGCAAAUCGGUCUCGCGACGAAACGCAGCCGCUUCCUGAAUCACGAGGGCUACGGCAUCGGCGACGACGCCUCGUCGGUGGCCUACGACGGUUGCCGCCAACUCAUAUGGUACAACGCGCGGAGCACACGGCACGAGCAUCCGAAUUGGCAGUCGGGCGACACCGUUGGAAUAUUAUUGGAUAUUCCGAAUGGCGAAGUGGCGUUCUAUCUCAACGGCGUUCGUCUGAAGGAGGCGAAUCGCGAAUUUCUCGCGAAUCGCCUACCGUCGGAGGGCGUGUUCGCCGCCGCCUCGUUCAUGUCGUUUCAGCAGUGUCGAUUCAAUUUCGGUGCGACGCGAUUCAAAUUCAAUCCCGGUUGCGAGUUUCGAUGCUUCAACGACUACGGUAGUCUAAGCCACGCGCAACGCACAAUAAUGCCGCGUCGAAUGCGUCUCGAGCAACUCGAGAAGGAGCAAAUUCCCGAUGAUUAUUGCACAAUUUGUUUUGCCGAGCCGGCGACGACACUCUUGACGCCGUGCAAUCACGAGGGCUUCUGCCAACAGUGCGCACUUCAAAUGGACCAAUGCCCGCUGUGUCGGGCGCCCAUCGAAGAGCGAACGUCGAAAUCGAACAGAUCGUUUGAAUCAUCGUUCAUCGCGAAAUCGCCAUCGCAAACCGGCAAUAAUUCGCUGAACGAUUUCGUGCGGACGGGAAGUCAACGGAAAAGCAUGAGGGCUAGCUCGUUUCAGCCGGCGAACGCGAACGAGACGAUGGAAACGGUGGGCAUGCCGAGAACACUUGAUGAGGAAUUGAAGUUUAUUAAGCCCAUCUCGCCGAGUGUCUAUGGCAUUUCCAAAGGAUUUGUGCCAAAUAUGAAUGUCGACGCCAAAUUCUAUGCGAAUGACAAUUUGAUGGCGCUUUUGAACGAGGAACUACACGCCGAAAAAUUUGCAGCCGUCGGCGGUUUUCUUCCGGCGACGAAACAGAUUGCCAACGUCGCCGCUCUGCCGGGCAUCGUCGGCUCGUCGGUCGGUUUGCCGGACAUCCAUUCCGGUUACGGCUUCUCGAUCGGCAACGUCGCCGCGUUCGACGUCGCCGAUCCGAAUUCGAUCAUCUCGCCCGGCGGCGUCGGAUUCGACAUCAAUUGCGGCGUUCGACUCAUCCGAACCAAUCUUCACGAAUCCGAUUUGAAAGAUGUCAAAGAAACCCUCACGCAAUCCUUAUUUGAUCAUAUUCCAGUUGGCGUUGGCUCAAAAGGCGCGAUUCCGAUGAGCGCCGCCGAUCUUGUCGACUGUCUUGAAAUGGGCAUGGAUUGGACACUACGCGAAGGAUAUUCAUGGGCGGAGGACAAAGAAUAUUGCGAAGAAUAUGGUCGAAUGUUGCAAGCCGAUUCGUCGAAGGUGUCGAUGCGCGCGAAAAAGCGCGGCCUUCCCCAAUUGGGAACCCUCGGCGCCGGAAAUCAUUAUGCUGAAAUUCAAGUCGUCGACGAAAUUUUCGACGCCUCGUCGGCGCGCACGAUGGGAAUCGACGAGAUCGGACAGGUCGUCGUCAUGCUCCAUUGCGGCAGCCGCGGUUUGGGACAUCAGGUGGCCACCGAUUCGCUGAUCGAAAUGGAGAAGGCGAUGUCGCGCGAUCACAUUGUGGUGAAUGAUAAGCAGUUGGCGUGCGCGCGGAUCAACUCACAAGAAGGCAAAAACUACUAUGCGGGAAUGGCGGCGGCGGCGAAUUUCGCUUGGGUCAAUCGCUCGUGCAUCACAUUCUGUGUUCGCAAUGCGUUCGAGCGCGUCUUCAACAUGUCGGCCGACGAUAUGGAAAUGCAGCUGGUUUAUGAUGUUUCGCACAAUGUCGCCAAAAUGGAAGAGCAUUUGGUGGAUGGCCGACCGCGUCAGUUGUGUGUUCAUCGCAAAGGCGCCACGAGAGCAUUUCCCGCUCAUCAUCCGCUCAUUCCGGUUGAUUAUCAGCUGAUCGGCCAACCAGUAUUGAUUGGAGGUAGCAUGGGAACGGCGAGCUAUGUGCUGACGGGCACCAAUUGCGGAAUGUUCCAAUCGUUUGGGACCACUUGUCACGGAGCGGGUCGAGCACUCUCGCGUGCGAAAUCGCGACGAACUCUGAAUUGGGAGUCGGUUGUCGAGGAUUUGAAGAAGAAGGACAUCUCGAUUCGAAUUGCCUCGCCGAAACUCAUCAUGGAAGAGGCUUCGUCUGCUUACAAGAAUGUCGAUGACGUCGUCGACACGUGCGAAUCGGUGGGAAUCAGCAAAAAGACAGUGAAAUUACGCCCGAUUGCGGUCAUCAAGGGUUGA
This is a messenger RNA of Caenorhabditis bovis, 3486 nucleotides long. Lineage: Eukaryota; Metazoa; Nematoda; Chromadorea; Rhabditida; Rhabditidae. The record is from the annotation of a GenBank genome assembly.